Molecule: messenger RNA, 813 nt
Organism: Fusarium sp. VM40
Lineage: Eukaryota; Fungi; Ascomycota; Sordariomycetes; Hypocreales; Nectriaceae
Source: the annotation of a GenBank genome assembly
AUGUCCUCUUGGCUCUGCCCGCGUUACUUCUUGUAUCUUAGCCAUCUCGUCAAAAACACAAACCUCAUCAACAGCUCUGCCAGCCCUGCCGAAAAAGGCAAAGACAAGGUCAAAUUCUCCAAGAACAACGCUGCCGCCAUCAUCAAGGCCAACCUUCGACUCCUACCCGACUCUGAGCGAUCGCAAGUCCUCAGCGCACUCAACAUUCAGAUACCCAAGUUCAAGGCCGUCGAGAGAAGUCAGCAGGCAGCACAACAAGUUCAAAAGCUGGACGCCAUCCAGUUUCUUCCACAAAGGCGAGGCCAGGCCCAUCACCAGCCUCACCAGCCUCGCUGUGAGCAGGGGCGUCAAGCUUCCCAGCCUUUGGCAGCCCGGGGUGAGCUGCGCAGUGCUGCCAUGUCGUACCCACAAGGCCUCCCAACCAAGACCAUGGCGACCAAAGCCUACGACGACAUGAAGACUCGGUUUGGGGAAACGCCUGUCAAACGCCCGAAGAACUCGAAUCUCUUCACUGGUGGAAGGUUUCUUCCCGAGAUGAGACGCGCUCACUCGCCUGGGCAGGAGAUGGACGCUCCCGUUUUCGCCGAGGACUUCAUUUCUCGUUAUGAAGAUACUCGAUGGAUCUCGGCGGUCGCCGCGCCCUCAAACGCCGGUGUCAAUCAGCGCAACCAAGUAACAAAGCACCUCCACAUUGCUCGCCAGAUCUUAGCCACGCUCAACGCCAAGCUCACCGACGAAGUUAUGGAAAUAAUCAUCAACGCCUUCCCUGCGAAUGCCGAGAAGCACCAUGUCAAGCUUAUGAGCCCUCUCUGA